AUGUCUUCUUCUCAGCCUUUUUCUACGGUGGGGGUGAUCAACAUCCUAAGGGACAAGAUCGACCUCUACAAGCUUUCCUUCGCUCACACAAUCGGCUACAGCAAAGAUUGUCACAUUCAGCUUGCUAGGAUACGUGCCGCCCAAGCCGCCCCAGUUGUCGGCGAGACUAUCGACCCCGCCUCUGAGAGCAUUGGACCUCAAGAAAUUGCAGAGCUUGACUCCAUCAUUGCCGAAGACACGAAGAGGAUUCGCGUGUGGGAAACGAGGUUGUGGAGGCUGAUCGAUGAGGCGAUCAGAUCGGCGUAG
Morchella importuna is the source of this 306-nucleotide messenger RNA. RefSeq lists its product as uncharacterized. The record is from RefSeq and is a predicted model, not a curated record. Lineage: Eukaryota; Fungi; Ascomycota; Pezizomycetes; Pezizales; Morchellaceae. The transcript has a single exon. Bases 1 to 306 code for a protein of 101 amino acids.